GUCUUGUCGAUUUUCUUCUCUUGCUGUGCUUUUGAAACAGGUUGGUUUUUUCAUCUUUGAACAUGGGUAAAGAGAAAAUCCACAUCAACAUCGUCGUCAUCGGCCAUGUCGACUCCGGCAAGUCUACAUCGACCGGUCACUUGAUCUACAAAUGCGGUGGUAUCGACAAACGUACAAUAGAAAAGUUCGAAAAAGAAGCUCAAGAAAUGGGCAAGGGUUCCUUCAAAUACGCCUGGGUUCUGGAUAAGCUGAAAGCCGAACGCGAAAGAGGUAUCACCAUCGAUAUAGCCCUGUGGAAAUUCGAGACUGCCAAAUACUACGUUACGAUCAUCGACGCCCCAGGGCACAGGGAUUUCAUCAAGAACAUGAUCACUGGAACCUCUCAGGCCGACUGCGCUGUACUCAUUGUGGCUGCGGGUACAGGCGAAUUCGAGGCUGGAAUCUCCAAGAACGGCCAGACCAGAGAACACGCUUUGCUGGCCUUCACUCUGGGAGUCAAGCAACUCAUCGUCGGCGUGAAUAAAAUGGAUUCGACUGAACCACCCUAUUCCGAGACUCGUUUCGAAGAGAUCAAGAAGGAGGUGUCUUCGUACAUCAAGAAGAUCGGUUACAAUCCGGCCGCUGUUGCUUUCGUUCCGAUUUCCGGUUGGCAUGGGGACAAUAUGCUGGAGCCGUCUGACAAGAUGCCAUGGUUCAAGGGGUGGGCGGUAGAAAGGAAGGAAGGGAAGGCCGACGGUAAAUGUCUGAUCGAAGCCCUUGAUGCUAUUUUGCCUCCUUCUCGUCCUACCGAAAAGCCACUGAGACUUCCGCUUCAGGAUGUCUACAAAAUCGGUGGUAUCGGUACGGUACCGGUAGGCAGAGUGGAAACGGGCGUCCUCAAGCCGGGCAUGGUCGUCACUUUCGCCCCCGUCGGCCUCACCACCGAGGUCAAGUCCGUGGAGAUGCACCACGAGGCGCUGCAGGAGGCCGUGCCCGGCGACAACGUCGGCUUCAACGUCAAAAACGUGUCGGUGAAGGAGCUGCGACGCGGGUUCGUGGCCGGCGACUCGAAGAGCAACCCGCCCCGAGGGGCCUCCGACUUCAUGGCGCAGGUCAUCGUGCUGAACCACCCCGGGCAGAUCGCGAACGGGUACACGCCCGUGCUGGACUGCCACACGGCCCACAUCGCGUGCAAGUUCGCCGAGAUCAAGGAGAAGUGCGACCGUCGUACGGGCAAGACCACCGAGGAGAACCCGAAGGCGAUCAAGUCGGGCGACGCCGCCAUCGUUAACUUGGUGCCGUCGAAGCCGAUGUGCGUCGAGUCGUUCCAGGAGUUCCCUCCGCUGGGGCGCUUCGCCGUAAGAGACAUGAGACAGACGGUGGCCGUGGGGGUGAUCAAGUCGGUCAACUUCAAGGAUACCACCGGUAAAGUGACGAAGGCCGCGGAGAAGGCACAGAAGAAGAAAUAACUAGGCAUAGCUGGACGUGCUGCCAAGGGCGCCAAGACCAUCUUCAUCAGCAGUUUUUAUUUUUUGGAUAGGCGGCAGCAGCAGAAUUAUUUUCAUCGAAAGGAGUUCCGAAGGAAAGAUGAUGCGUUUAUUGGUUUAGUUUUUAUUUAAUUUAUUGUAAAGUUCUUUUGACUGUUAUCUUUAUCGGAAUGGCAUUUUUGAUGUAGGGUAAGUUACUUUAUUGAUAUUAUUCAUAAUGAUAUUUAUAAUUUGUUUUUCGUUAACUUGAUGAAUGAUAGACUUGAUAAUGAUGUACCUACCUAUGUAGAAGCUUCUGAUAAUAACCAAUAAAGAAGUUCAG
Molecule: messenger RNA, 1788 nt
Organism: Phaedon cochleariae (mustard beetle)
Lineage: Eukaryota; Metazoa; Arthropoda; Insecta; Coleoptera; Chrysomelidae
Source: the annotation of a GenBank genome assembly